GUUCAGACUAAGCUGUUGGCCAACCAACUUUGAGCUAACUACCCACGACCUUCAGCUGUAUUUCAGAACAGAAUAUUCACCCUCAUUGCGAUCUGUUCAAAACUGAGCAUUGCUGAAUAAGCAGAAAAUUGGAAGUGAAAGCCUCAGUUCUCGUGUGGAGAGAGAAGAAAUGAAAAGUUUGUCAUUUCUUUCACUUUUGUUGCUUUUAUUCAUCUUUACUCAAGCAAAUACACAUGGAUGGAAGAGAAAAGGUAUGUUAUUUGAACUUCAUUUCAGAGGCACGAGGGUCGCAGCAUCAGCACAUUAGAAUAAAGAAAAAUCAACAGAGCUCAGCAACCAAAUUUCGACUCUAUACAGACACAAGUGAAGAAGGCUGUUUGAUAUUGUCUGAUCAGCUGGAGACUCUUGACAAGUGUAGUUUCAAUGACUCUCUUCCUUUGGUAAUGAUAGUCCAUGGAUGGUCGGUAGAUGGAAUGUUAGAAGGAUGGAUCUGGAAGAUGGUAGCAGCCCUGAAAUCUCAGCAUAAACAAACAAAUGUGAUUAUUGCAGACUGGCUUUCACUUGCUCACCAGCAUUACCCUAUAGCAGCACAGAACACACGCAAUAUAGGCCAAGAGAUAGCAAGUUUUCUGGAAUGGCUGGAGGAAUCUGUUCAAUUUUCCAGAAGCAACGUUCACCUAAUUGGGUACAGCCUAGGAGCUCAUGUUUCAGGGUUUGCUGGCAGUUAUAUUAGUGGCACAAACAAGAUUGGAAGAAUUACAGGCCUUGACCCUGCUGGUCCUUUGUUUGAAGGAAUGUCACCCACAGACCGUUUAUCUCCAGAUGAUGCCAACUUUGUAGAUGCAAUUCAUACAUUUACUCAACAGCACAUGGGGCUCAGCGUGGGGAUCAAGCAGCCGGUGGCACAUUUUGACUUUUAUCCCAAUGGAGGCACCUUUCAACCUGGCUGCCACAUCAUGCAUGUGUAUAAUCACAUUGCACAGUAUGGAAUCACUGGAAUCACUCAGACAGUGAAAUGUGCACAUGAGAGGUCGGUUCAUCUGUUCAUUGACUCUCUACUGCAUGAUGACAAGCAAAGCAUGGCCUACUGGUGCAACGACAUCCACACCUUUGACAGAGGAAUGUGCCUCAGUUGUAGGAAGAAUCGGUGCAACACCCUAGGCUACAAUAUCAGAAAGGAAAGGCUCCAAAAAAGCAGGCGGCUCUUUUUGAAGACACGAGCACAUAUGCCUUUCAAAGUUUACCAUUAUCAAUUCAAGAUACACUUCAUCAAUGAAAUUCACGAGAAGCAGGUAGAACCAACUUUUACUGUCUCUCUGACAGGCACUAAAGAAGAUGCUGAAAAUCUCCCUAUCACACUUGUUGAAGGCAUUACAGGAAAUAAAACCUAUACUUUUCUCAUUACUCUGGAUAUCGACAUUGGUGAGCUAAUGAUGAUCAAAUUCAAAUGGGAAGGAACUGCAGUUUGGGCAAAUAUCUGGGACACUGUUCAGACGAUUAUUCCUUGGACAAAGGGCAACCGUCAACCAGGACUUAUCGUGAAGACAAUAAGAGUCAAAGCUGGAGAAACACAGGAAAAAAUGACAUUUUGUUCUCAAAGUGUUGACAACGUGCACCUGCAUCCCGCCCAAGAGAAAACUUUCGUGAGAUGUGCAAACAGCUCUCGGAGACUAAAGAGAAAAUUCAGAUGAACAAAGAACAUGAAAAAGCUGCCUAUCAAGAAUAAGUAAAAGCAUACACACCUAGUAAAAUAGUGCCAGCAUUUUAAAUGUACUAAGUUAAACAAAAAUUUAUGUAUACUGUGACAGUUCCAGAGGAAAGACAUAAAUCAAAAUUGUAUUUUAUUUUUGGGAUACACCAGUAUCCUGAAAAAGGCAUUUUGUUUGUCCUUAAAGUUGUUCCCAAACGGACCAGUUUGCGAUUUCUUAGUCAAUAUCAUAUGUUUAGAUCUAAAUUUCCUUGAAAGGUGGAAAAAUAAAAUCUUCUCAAUGGAAAUGCAAACAUAGUUACUUCAAAAGGCUCUUCCUAAAAGCUGCCACUGAACACUGCGCAUAUUUAAAAAACUGACUCUCUUUAAAAAACAACUUGGUUUCCAACUAGACAACUUGGAACAACAACAGUUUGCUAACUGCAAGGUAGAAAACAAUUGUAUUAGCCACAAAACAAGUAGUUCACUGAGAUAAAAAAAUUGACAGGUUUUUUUGGCUCAAAUCUGAAUACCCUCAGCUAAAGCAUAGUUGAAUUACUUACUAAUGAACUUGAUGCUUAAAUCGCUUAUGGCAAAAAUGAUCUUAUUGAAGAGAAAAUUCUCUUACCUACAGAAAAUUUGUAUGAGUUUUUCAAACAGAAUAACAUGCUAACAUUCAAGAGCUAAGGAGUUAUGAAGGUGACAGGCUCAUCCUUCUUGUCUGAUACCCAAAAGAACAUAGAGUGUUAUGAGCCAAAUAAUUGUACCUUUAAUAAUGUGUUUCAUUAAACUUUAUUCUGUUGGCAAGUGCUUUGCGAGUCAAUGCAGUGACAAAUAUUUAAAACAAAAUUUGCUUGAAAAAAAUGCUUAGUGUACAAAAGCACAUUCCAGCCGAUGGCCCUAUUUACACAGCCAUGUUGUACUCCUGGGGGCAUUCUGUGCCAAAAACGUAACAAUUCUGCGCACAGUAUUUUACAAUUCUGCAAGUUUUGGCAAAAUAACAUUACAUAAUAAGAUCCUUUUCGAUUAUUUUGGUAAUUUAUUUCAAAAUACCUGUCAGCAAGUCUGUCUGUCUCACAAUACAGACACAAAAUUUCCCCUAGGAAUAGAGAGUUAAAAGAAAUUUCUAUGACAGUCCAGUUACGGUUUCUCUUCCCCCCCCUCCCCACUCUUCCAGAGCCAAGCCACGGGGCCUCUUCCCAAUACAUCUGAGCCUCCUUCCUCCCAGAACCCAGUCAUGGGACACCUCCCCUCCAAAAUCCUUACAUCCCCUCCCCCCAGAACCAAGUCACGGGGACCCUCCUCUUUCCAAUAUACCUGCGUCUCCCCCCCCCCCGCACCCAGCCCCAAGCCCCCC
This is a messenger RNA of Pelodiscus sinensis (Chinese soft-shelled turtle), 3044 nucleotides long. RefSeq names its product lipase C, hepatic type (gene LIPC). The record is from RefSeq and is a predicted model, not a curated record. Gene Ontology annotation, biological process: lipid catabolic process. Lineage: Eukaryota; Metazoa; Chordata; Testudines; Trionychidae. Gene Ontology annotation, molecular function: apolipoprotein binding; lipoprotein lipase activity.